UCUUCUCUUCCCAAAGUUGCCAUUUCCGGUUAGCAAGAGGAGAGGAGAGCGAGGGUUUUUUACUUUUCCGGUAAUGGCGUCGCCGUCGUCUCCGACGUUGUCUUGCAGUUCGUCGUACUCGUCGUCGUUUGCACCGUCGUUCAGAUUCUCGUCUCUCCCCGUAAUGGCUUUCCGAGAGAAAAUCAUCGAGAAAGUUUUCGAGAAUCGCGUCACGCUCAUCGUCGGCGAGCCUGGCUGCGGGAAGAGCUCGCAAGUUCCGCAAUUUCUUCUGGAAGCGAAUUUGAAGCCCAUUUUGUGCACACAGCCGAGGAGAUUUGCUGUUGUAGCCGUGGCCAAAACUGUUGCAAAAGCACGUAAGUGCGAAGUUGGAGGAGAGGUUGGGUGUCAUAUUGGCCAUUCAAAGAACUUGUCAGCAAGCUCAAAAAUUGUUUUUAAGACUGCUGGAGUUCUGCUGGAGGAAAUGCAAGACAAGGGAUUGAAUGCACUUAACUAUAAAGUUAUUAUUCUUGAUGAAGUGCAUGAAAGAUCUGCCGAGUCUGAUCUUGUUCUUGUUUGUGUGAAACAGUUUCUGAUGAAGAACAAAGACUUAAGGGUAGUUUUGAUGUCAGCGACUGCUGAUAUUGCAAGAUACAGAGAAUACUUUAAGGAUCUUGGAAGGGAUGAACGAGUGGAAGUGCUAGCAAUCCCUAGCCCUAACCAGAAAACCAUCUUUGAGAGAAAAGUUUUCUAUCUUGAACAGGUAACUGAACUUCUUGGAAUAAGUUCAGAGUCAUCCGCUUUGAGUUUGAGAUACUGUUCUGAUCCAACUCCUUACAUGGCUAACGCUAUUAUCAAACCUGAAGUGCAUAAACUUAUUCACGAUCUGGUGCUGCAUAUUCACGAGAACGAACCAGAUAUUGAAAAGAGCAUUUUAAUUUUCCUUCCAACGUACUAUUCCUUGGAGCAGCAAUGGUACCUUCUGAAGCCACUUAGUUCAUCUUUCAAAGUUCACAUUUUACAUAGUAGUGUUGACACUGAGCAAGCUCUUUUGGCAAUGAGGAUCUGGAAAUCACAUCGAAAGGUCAUACUGGCCACGAAUAUUGCGGAAUCAUCUGUGACAAUACCCAAAGUUGCAUUUGUCAUUGAUUCAUGCCGAUCUUUACAAGUAUUUUGGGAUAAUAAUAGGAAAGUAGAAUCUUCGGAGCUCGUUUGGGUUUCCAAAUCACAGGCUGAGCAACGUAGAGGAAGAACUGGAAGAACUUGUGAUGGCCAGAUUUUUCGAUUGGUUACUGGAUCAUUUUUCAGCAACCUUCAGGAUCAUGAGCUUCCAUCUAUACUGAGGUUGUCAUUGAGGCAGCAAGUGCUUCAAAUUUGCUGUGCCGAAUCUAAAGCUAUUAAUGAUCCCAAGGUCUUGCUGCAGAGGACUCUAGAUCCACCAGAUCCUGAUGUUGUUGAAGAUGCUUUGAAUUUGCUAGUUCAUAUGCGUACAUUGGAGAAAACAUCUCCAAGGGGUCGAUAUGAGCCUACGUUCUAUGGGCGAUUGCUUGCAAGCUUUGCAUUGUCUUUUGAUGCUUCUGUGCUUAUACUCAAGUUUGGAGAUAUUGGGAUGCUGCGGGAAGGCAUUCUUCUGGGUGUAUUGAUGGAUACGCAGCCUCUACCCAUUAUUCGUCCUUUUGGUGAUGAAAAUUUGGGCACACUCUAUACGGACUGCUACUUUAGGGAAGAUGUUGGUGACACUGGCCUAAAUGGUCGGAGGGAGAUACAACUCAUGGCUAACGUAUGUGCAUUUCAGUUUUGGCAACGUGUCUUCAAGGAUAAGCACCGUCUUGAGCAUUUGAAUCUACUUCUAACGUUUGAUGAGCUGAAAGCUUCCAAUUUACUGCUUUCCAAGUCGGAAGAAGAAUGGUGUUCUUUCCAUAAUCUUGUGCAGUCGUCUCUAAAUCAUGUCUCCGAAAUAUAUGAAGAUAUACUUAACUCAGUCCACCGCUUUAGGCCAACAUUUUUGCGUUCAUCUGAUGGCCUUCCGUGCUACUACGAUCCUUGUGAUUUUAAACAUACCUGCCUUCUCAAAUGUCAGCCAAAGGAAGAUUCAGAUGCACUUGAGGUGAAUGAUGAUCACCUUAAGCCUUCUCAUGAGGCAAAGAAAUGUGUUGUCGUACCAUUUGUUGCUUGUGAUGACUUUCAGAAAAUUGAUGUCGCAAAAAAUUUUGCAGCCAUCAUCAAAGAGAUAAAAGCUGAGUGUACGGAAGAUAUAGCUGGUUAUUACAAUAAUGAUGGUUAUCGUGCCAAUGGCGAGAUGCCUAUGUGUAUAUAUUUUCUCAAUGGAUACUGCAACAGGGGUGAUCAAUGCUUAUAUUCUCAUUCACUGCAAGCGAAGAGACCUACAUGCAAAUUUUUCUUCUCUCUCCAGGGUUGUCGAAAAGGAGAAUUGUGUUCCUUUUCUCACGAUAUGGGCCCACCAGGAUCAUCAUUUAGCUCGACCUUUUGCCUCCCAGAAAAUGGUGAAGCUAAUGCAGAAUCCCUUCUUCAGUUGUUUCCUACAUCCUCAGAUGGGUGUAUUCUAGUCUUAGAUGACACCGAUUUGCAUUUCUCCUCGAAUUUUGCUUCCUACUCCAAUCCAUCUAGUAUAGUUGCCACGACACCUUUAUCAGAGACCUCCUUCUUCGAGUCAUCCUUGGAAGAUGUCAAAAUCUUAUGGGGUCUUCAUCAGCCGUACGAAACCAUUAUUUCGAAAGCAGGGAAGAACUCUGUCGAGUGGAAGGAAAUUGGUUGUGUUCUAUGGUUUCCUAAUUUGGUGGCUCUGAUGAACUUACCGAUGCAGAGAAUGCUCGUGCGCAACUUCUUUGAAUAUCUGGCCAUCCGCAUACUAGCUGACGGCUUGGAGGACUUGCAAGUUAUCCUCACCAUGAACAAUAUCAGAUUUUCACAUCUGGAGGUGGAGAAAUUGGGUAGAGAGAGGUUUUUCUUCCUCAGAGAGUCAUUCCCAUUUGACGAAAGAAGCUUUGGGAAGUUGCGGGACACAAUCACCACAAAGAAGCCAAUGGUGGUCUCAAGACCAAUUUCUUAUGUCUUCAACUUGAACCCUCCGUCACACAUUCAAUUCGGUGAUUACGUCACAGGACUUCACCAACUUCUUGAUGUUCAGAAAUGAGACUUCAGGAAACUUCUUGAUGUUCGCGAAAUAUUAUUGUGGAUAGAACUUGUGUUUGUAUACAGUGGAUUAAAAUAUCUUUUGGCAUUUUCAAUUAGGAUGUUAUCAUCGUCGGUAUUUAUAACUGGAAGGUAUUUAGAGGGAGGGAAAAAAAGAAGAAGGAAAUACAGUGAGUAAAGCUUGUGGUGGAUAAAACAUGAUGUGCACGGGUUUUAUGUAUAAUUUUUAUUGGAAAUUUCCCUCCCUCAAGUAUUUGCAUUUGAAAAAAAAAAAAACAAAAGAAAAGAGAGAUCAAAGAAACAGAUAAUCUAUUGUUGUAUUUGAUCAGCCAUACUAUAGAUAGGUAAAUUUGGCUAAAGCCGAAAGGCAUUUUAUGCACAAAAAGUAAUAUCAUGUGCGUGCUGUCAAUUUUACAACCUUUUCUCAGGAAAAAAAAAAAAACCGUACC
Molecule: messenger RNA, 3578 nt
Organism: Morus notabilis
Lineage: Eukaryota; Viridiplantae; Streptophyta; Magnoliopsida; Rosales; Moraceae
Product: DExH-box ATP-dependent RNA helicase DExH8
Biological process (GO): maturation of SSU-rRNA from tricistronic rRNA transcript (SSU-rRNA, 5.8S rRNA, LSU-rRNA)
Cellular component (GO): intracellular anatomical structure; nucleolus
Molecular function (GO): RNA binding; ATP binding; metal ion binding
Source: RefSeq, a predicted model, not a curated record